AUGUGCGAUGCCGGUACGGUCCUCAUUUUCUGUCCGAUUUUCGGGUACCUGGUCGACGGAGCACGCAUCCACCAAUUCGCCUUCCUCUGUGCGCUCGUCCUGCUAGCCGGGUGUAUGUUUACCCUGCACAUGUCCCAUUCACUGGAGAUGUUUGUCAUGGGUCGGCUGCUGCAGAGCCGUGCGGAUGCUCUGGUCGUGGUUGCCGCCUUUGCCCUGCUCAAUGACUCCGUGCCACAGGAGCGUCUCGGCCAUUGCUUGUGGGGUUCUGCUUGGACCGUUUCUGGAUGGGCUCGUGGCGGUUACGACGCCGUCUUCUAUGGUGCGUGUUCCAUCAUCGUGGUUGAUAUGGGGAUGCGGAUGGCCCUGGUUGAGAAGAAAGCUGCGGAGAAGUGGGAUCACAGGCCCAGCGGCGAGGGAUCAAGGAAACGCUUUGUCGAGGUCCAGAUCCUCAGGCAGCGGCGGGUGUUAAUUUCCUCGUGGGCCGUUCCGGUGCAGGGGGUAUUCCAGUCUGCAUUUAAUACCAGCCGUGCCGUCAAUGUCGGCAAGGCUGACUUAGGUUCAGACACUAUCCAUCUUCGUUGA
Molecule: messenger RNA, 582 nt
Organism: Penicillium cinerascens
Lineage: Eukaryota; Fungi; Ascomycota; Eurotiomycetes; Eurotiales; Aspergillaceae
Exons: 4
Coding region: 1-582 (193 amino acids)
Molecular function (GO): transmembrane transporter activity
Source: RefSeq, a predicted model, not a curated record